CGCCCCCGGCGACGGACGCACGCUCCGCCCCCGUCUGGUGGACGCACAACCCGUCCCAGCGCGGCCAGUCCCAGGUGUCCGGCUCGUACAGACCUGAACCCAAGGACAUGGCUCACCAGGUUAUAAAGUGCAAGGCUGCAGUUGCCUGGGAGGCUGGGAAGCCUCUCUCCAUAGAGGAGAUAGAGGUGGCACCCCCAAAGGCUCAUGAAGUUCGAAUUAAGAUCAUUGCCACUGCAGUUUGUCACACUGAUGCCUAUACACUGAGUGGAGCUGAUCCUGAGGGAUGUUUCCCAGUGAUUUUGGGACAUGAAGGUGCUGGAAUCGUAGAAAGUGUUGGCGAAGGAGUUACUAAGCUGAAGGCAGGUGAUACAGUCAUCCCACUUUAUGUCCCACAGUGUGGAGAGUGCAAAUUUUGUCUAAAUCCUAAAACAAAUCUUUGCCAGAAGAUAAGAGUCACUCAAGGGAAAGGAUUAAUGCCAGAUGGUACUAGCAGAUUUACUUGCAAAGGAAAGACACUUUUACAUUACAUGGGAACCAGCACAUUUUCUGAAUACACAGUUGUGGCUGAUAUCUCUGUUGCUAAAAUAGAUUCUUUAGCACCUUUGGAUAAAGUCUGCCUUCUGGGUUGUGGCAUUUCAACUGGUUAUGGCGCUGCUGUGAACACUGCUAAGGUGGAGCCUGGCUCUACUUGUGCUGUCUUUGGCCUGGGAGGAGUUGGAUUGGCAGUGAUCAUGGGCUGUAAAGUAGCUGGUGCAUCUCGGAUCAUUGGCGUGGACAUCAAUAAAAAUAAAUUUGCAAGGGCCAAAGAGUUUGGAGCCUCUGAAUGUGUUAACCCCCAGGAUUUCAGUAAACCCAUCCAGGAGGUGCUUGUUGAGAUGACUGAUGGAGGAGUGGACUAUUCCUUUGAGUGUAUUGGUAACGUGAAGGUCAUGAGAGCAGCACUUGAGGCCUGCCACAAAGGCUGGGGUGUCAGUGUGGUGGUUGGAGUAGCUGGUUCAGGUGAAGAGAUAUCCACCCGUCCAUUCCAGCUGGUUACAGGUCGUACAUGGAAAGGCACCGCCUUUGGAGGAUGGAAGAGUGUAGAAAGUGUUCCAAAGUUGGUGUCUGAAUACAUGUCCAAAAAGAUAAAAGUUGAUGAAUUUGUGACUCACAAUCUGUCUUUUGACAAAAUUAACAAAGCCUUUGAACUGAUGCAUUCAGGGGAAAGCAUUCGAACUGUUGUAAAGGUUUAAAUUUACAAAAGAAAAAUGUGUCCAUCCUGUCGUGGGGUCUCAAGGGAAGCAGCCUGAUGGGAAGAAGCUCUUCCAAGUUCACAGCCUCUUAGACCUUCAGUAACUACUGUAGACAAUAAUGUUAUAUGUGUAAUUCGUAAAUCUCUGUAAUCAAGGACAAGACUAAUUCAGUCAUGAAUCUAUUUUCUGUACUCUCCUUCACAUAAAUAAUUGCUCUCUCAUUAAAGAAUAUUUUAACAUAAUAAAAGU
This is a messenger RNA of Nycticebus coucang (slow loris), 1481 nucleotides long. It is a transcript of the gene ADH5, whose product is annotated as alcohol dehydrogenase 5 (class III), chi polypeptide. Gene Ontology annotation, molecular function: S-(hydroxymethyl)glutathione dehydrogenase [NAD(P)+] activity; zinc ion binding. The transcript is spliced from 9 exons. Gene Ontology annotation, biological process: formaldehyde catabolic process. Bases 108 to 1232 code for a protein of 374 amino acids. The record is from RefSeq and is a predicted model, not a curated record. NCBI's taxonomy places the organism in Eukaryota, Metazoa, Chordata, Mammalia, Primates, Lorisidae. Gene Ontology annotation, cellular component: cytosol.